This is a messenger RNA of Penicillium cataractarum, 1206 nucleotides long. RefSeq lists its product as uncharacterized. Bases 1 to 1206 code for a protein of 401 amino acids. NCBI's taxonomy places the organism in Eukaryota, Fungi, Ascomycota, Eurotiomycetes, Eurotiales, Aspergillaceae. The transcript is spliced from 3 exons. The record is from RefSeq and is a predicted model, not a curated record.
AUGGAAGACACAAUUGUUCCAUUGUUCUUCAAUUCUUACUUGUACCUACCAAAAGACCCUCACAUUCGCAACGGGUUCAUGGAGAUUCUACCCAGCAUGUUUUCAAAUACACAGCCUGGGUCAUAUCUUCAUACGAGCACUUUGGCCGUUGCAUUCUUUACUGUGGCAGCUUGGACCGGGCAAGCUCCAUUACUGCGUGCAUCGGAGCGGUACUUUACAAAGGCCUUGCCCAAAAUUCGAGAUGCCUUGCGCACAAACGAGGACUCAGAAUUUGACGAUAUUCUUGUCUCUAUUUUAUUACUGUCUACUUACGAAGAAUUUGUGGCUAUCAAAGACUGGGAAAUGCCACUGAAAGCUCAUUUGAGAGGAGCCAUAGCCCUGAUAAACGAGAAGAGAGCUAAACAAAUACCAGAGGCUCAAUCUUCAACAAUAUACAAUGCGGUUGAAUCACAAAUUAUCAAGACUACUCGAGGCCUGGAUAGUCCAAUGGUUCCAACACCACAAAUCUGGCCUUUGUCCCAGACUGCUAGCGUUCCUCCCUCACCCCGUAUUCUCCUUUCUUCUGCCGCCUCUGAGCUUGUCAACCUACGACACGCAUGGGAACAGAUGAUGACCUUGCCAUCCAAGGAAGCAGAAGCUAUGGCAAUUCUCGCCAAAGCCAACGAAAUCGACAUCAAGCUCGUUUCAUGGUCCUACUGGGUCCCACAACAUUGGAUGCCAGUUGCCGCAACGAUAAUCCCCCAGUCUGUCCGAAACGCCGGGCUCUGGCGCAAUCGAUGCGACUGCUACGCCGACAUGUGGGUCGCCGCCACCUGGAAUACGUUCCGUGACUGCCGCAUUCUACUACAAAGCAUCAUGCUCAGUUGCCUGCGUAUACUUUCCUCUCAAGACCCCGACGGUCGAAGGGCAACUGCGGUUCAACAUACUAUUCGCAAAGUCGCAGAUGAUAUAUGUGCAACUGUUCCGUUCUUUCUUGGUAGUCAGGUCGAGUCAAUUCGCAUGAAGUCGGGUCUUGUCGAGUACCCCUAUGCUGAAACAAGACCGGUCACUUCCACCCAUAAGCAGUCGGCUCCUCUGAUGGGCGCUUGGCAUAUGUACGCGUAUUUGAGAAAUCUUCAAAACGCGGAUCUCGGUCUGCCUCUGGACCAGCAGGUCUGGCUCAAAGAGCAGAUGGAGAGGAUAUUGGUUAUAUACUUUCAAAGAUGA